AAAAUUAAGUACAUUAAACAAUCGUUUUAAAAAAAGUCAAAAUAUAAAAUUACCUUGAGCAUUUUUUUUUGCCAGUACCCUGUACCAGCAAGAAAUGUUUUACCAGUACGCAUUACCGGGCCGUACCGGCAGAUCGCUGGUGGUUAUGCAACUCAGUCCUGCACACAGUUAAGCAUAGUUCCAGCAUAGUAUAACAAAAUCGGGGGUGGGAAUAGUAAUUAUAUUUCAUGUCGAACGGUUAUUUUUAAUUUUAUUGCGCGUCAGCGGAGUUGCUGUGGUAGGUUUGGUUGCACUUGCAGCGCAGAAGAACAAGGCUGACAAACGUUUUUACUUGUUGUAACCACAAUUUUUCGCUACGAACUGGAUGCUACUACUUUCGUUUAGUUCGUAGGAUUCUUUGGCUCAAAUUACGGUGUAGAACACACCCACUGACCUCUGUUUUGACAGUGACUAGGAAGUCAGGAUCUGAGAAGACAAGUUUUGUGACACUGACACAAGGUACAGUAUUUUAGCUAGCAAUGUUGUAGUAAACUCCUUGAAGCAUCAGAGACGGAUUACAAUGCCAAAGAGAAAAGAGAAGACCCCGUCUGCGGCUAACCAGAGGAAAAGAUUACGGAUUGAAGAGCAGGAAGGAGUAGCCGGGGAUGAAGAGGAUUCAGAGGACCUGGAGCAGUUUCAGCAAGAGGCAUACCAGUUUUCCAACUCGAGUUUGGGAGAGAUUGGGAUUGUCGAAAGCAUAUCUCUGAAGAACUUUAUGUGCCAUUCUUUGUUGGGGCCGUUUGAGUUUGGUUCAAAUGUGAACUUUAUUAUUGGAAACAAUGGAAGUGGAAAAAGUGCCAUACUAACAGCUCUUAUUGUUGGUCUUGGAGGAAAGGCAACAACUACAAACCGGGGGUUAUCUCUGAAGGGAUUUGUGAAACAUGGACAAAGUUCUGCAGAUAUCACAAUACGUUUGAGAAACAGAGGAACAGAUGCCUUCAAAGGUGAUGUCUACGGUGACUCCAUUGUUAUAGAGCAGCGCAUCACAUGCGAUGGGAGCCGGACAUGCAAGAUAAAGAGCAGGCUAGGGCAAGUCGUUUCAACUAAAAAAGAGGAACUCACUGCAAUAUUGGACCAUUUCAACAUCCAGGUGGAUAAUCCAGUCUCCAUUUUAAACCAAGAAAUGAGUAAACAAUUUUUGCAUUCUAAAAGUGAAGCAGAUAAAUAUAAGUUUUUCAUGAAGGCAACUUUACUGGAACAGAUGAAGGAGGAUUACAUUCACAUCAAGCAAACUAAAGCAAUAACACGUGACAAAAUAGAAACACAAGAAGAGAUUCUGAAAGAUCUAAAGCAAGUUUAUUUGCAAAAAAAGGAACGUUAUGAAAAUUUGUCCUCAUUGAAGGAAAUGCACAAGAAUGUAGAAGUUCUGAAACAUCAGAUGGCUUGGGUUCUGGUAAAGGACAUUGAAAUCCAGAAACAAAAAUUGAAGGAACAGAUUGAAAGGGAAGAAAACAAUGACAAAUAUAAAGUGAAAGUUGAACAAUGUCAGGAUGAGGUUCACAAGGCAGAAAGGAAAAUCCAAGAAACUCAAGACCAUUUGGAUAAGAUGAAAGAAGAGACUGAUGUUUUGCAGUCACAGUGCGCGUCUUUAAAAGAAGUUGCAAAGACGCAGAGCAAAGCUUAUAAUGUACAAGAGGCAGCUUACCGUCGCCACCAGAACAAGCUAAAGCAAAUGGAGAGAGAACGCAAUCUCUUACAGGAGAGGAUUGAGGAGCUCAAAACUACUGUGACCCAAAACCUGGAAGUGGAACAUUUGGAAAGACUAAAUGAAAUGUCUACACUGCAGAAACGCCUGAAACUGUUGAAGGUGGAGGGCAAAGAAACCAGUCAGAGAAUUGAGGAACAGCAACAGUCUCUUUACAAAGAGAAAGAAGAGCUUGAUAAACUCAGACAAGAAGAAAACAGAAUACGGUAUUCUUUAGAUUCAAGUGUUAAGAGGCUGAACCAAAUGAAGGCCGGCAGAUCUAAUAGUCUCAGGAGAUUUGGGGAACACAUUCCAGAACUACUUGAAGCAAUAAAUACAGCAUAUGAACAAGGCCGGUUUACAAAGAAACCAGUUGGCCCCAUAGGGGCAUGCAUACACCUAAAGGACGCUAGCCUUGCAGUCGGUGUUGAAAGUUGCUUAAGAAGUUUUAUGAAGACCUUCUGCUGUGAUAACUACAAGGAUGAAAAGGUCCUCCAGAUGAUCAUGUCUCGAUUUUAUUCAAAGGGAAACAGACCUCAGAUUAUUGUUACCUCUUUUGCAAGCACUCCAUAUGAUGUAAAGCAAAGAGGUGUUUUCCACCCAGAAUUCCCUUCUGUGUAUCAAGCCUUGCAUAUACCCAACCCUGUGGUGGCUAACUGUCUGAUUGACUUGAGGGGAAUAGAAACCAUUCUGCUGAUCAAAGAUAAUGACGUAGCUCGAAAAGUAAUGCAGUUUGGAAUACCACCUAGAAAUUGUCGGGAAGCCUUUACUGGAGCUGGUGACCAAGUCUAUAAGAACCGCUAUUACUCAAAUGACUUCAGCAGGGCAAAAUACCUGGGUGCAGAUUUGGAAGAAGAAAUUGGUGUCAUUGAGUCAGACUUGGAGAACCAGAAGGCCCAGCUAUCGAGAUUUCAGCUCCAUUCAAAUUCUGUGAUUGAUGGCAUCAAGCUGAUGGAAAAAGAGUUGCAGAUCCUCAUUGCCAAAAGAAAAAAACAACAGGGAUGUAUAACUCCGAUUGAGUUAGCUAUAUCAGAACUGGAAAAUAUAGAGGAACCCCAGUCAAUGGACAUCAGUACGCUGGAAGAAGAUGUUCAAGAUCUCCAGAAAAAAAUAGAGUCUGAGCAAGAAAAGGCAAACUGUGCAAAGAAAGACAUGGACAAAGAAAGAAAGAUUAUGGAGGAUGCAGAUUGCAGCUACCAAGAUAUGAAAAAUAAAAUUGCCCUUUUAGUUGAAGAAACAGAGCCAAUAAAGGAAGAACAAAUGAAAGCUGAAGCAGAUGCUAAUAAACUUGAGCGCCAAUUAAAAAAUUUGGAAAAGAAGCUAAAUGAGCAUCAAAACCACAUUCAGGAGUUACAAAACAAGCUUGCUGCUAAAGAAGAAGAAUUGCAGGAUAGUAUUAAACAAGCUGUCCAGAUCUGCCCUGAGCGCUUGCACGUUGAACGGAGUGCGAAGAGUAUUGACACCGAGAUUAAUCGCUUGAGGCAACGUUUAAACACAGAGCAGAAUCGACAUGGAAACCAGAAUGAAAUUAUUGGGGAAUAUUUCGAAGCAUUAAAUAAUUACAAGGACAAUUCAAGCCAGGUGAAGGACUUAAAGAGGUUCAUAGAUCGACUUGAUAACAUCAUGAACGAGAGACAGGCGAGAUACAAACAAAUGCGACGGUCUCUUUCCCUCAGAUGUAAAUUCUACUUCAUUGAUUUUCUUGAUACGCUUAAAUGUUGCGGAUCUAUGUCAUUCGACCACAAUAAUGAGGCCCUUGCAAUCUCAGUGCAGCCUCCAGGUCGAGAGAACGGUGGCAUGAGUGACAUGCGCUCCCUCUCUGGGGGAGAGCGUUCUUUCUCAACUGUCUGCUUCAUCCUCUCCCUGUGGGAAAUCACAGAGUCUCCCUUCAGAUGCCUGGAUGAGUUUGAUGUCUAUAUGGACAUGAAGAACCGAAGAAUUUCAAUGGACAUGAUGUUGAAAUUGGCUGAAUCACAGCACCUCCGCCAGUUUAUGUUUAUCACGCCACAAAGUACCAGGACUUUGCCUAAAAGCAACCUUAUUAAAAUUCACCAGCUAAUGGACCCUGAAAGGGGGAAUAAGCAACAAAGUGAAGAUGAGGAAGCUAGUCAGAAAUCAUAGUUUAUACCACGUGUUGGUUUAUGGUAAUUAUAAUUGCCCUAUUAAGAGGUAGAACUUGUUCACCCUCUGUGAGAACUUGAUAGGUUCAAGUCAUGUUUUUUACCCUUGCCUGGUAAUCCACUGACUAAUGAAUAAAAAAUAAAAAACAUUUGACAACUGUAAUAAAAUUUCAAAGUAAUAAAUAUUCAAAUUGUACAUUAUAGAAGAUUCUUGUACAGUACUGUAAUUGUAUACUUUUAUAAGUGCAUUGCAUUAAAACAUUUAUUAUUGAAAGGUGAUUUUAUGUAACUGUGACAAUAAUCAUCAUCAUCCUGAUGUCAGUGCAGUAUUUUGAGAAGAGCAUGGAAACUUGCAUACAGUGGUCGAAAAUUAUGUUAAGGGCUAAACAUGGAUUUUUUUUCUACUGUAAGAAUUAGUAUUAGGAGCAGUGGAAAAGUAUUAAAACAUGUACAACUUGUGAUUGUUCAAAGACUACAACAGUGUUACACUAGGAGAGAGAGAGUGUGGAGACUAAUGGCUAAGGGCAGUUCUGAAGUUGCAUGUCCACAACACUGCUUUGAUUGUGUUUUUUUUUUUUUUUCUUUUUGUUAUUUUAUAAAAUUAUUUGCAUUGUUUCUUGCAUGCUGUUGCAUGGAAGUUUAGUGAUUCUGUGAUUCCACUGUUACUCAGGCAGCCGGUAGGAUGAGGGAAUAACCCAUAUUCACUCAGGGGACCCCACUCUUGUGGCUGCCACAGAAUCUCUUCAUUUCCAUGGACCUGACAUGCAAGAUGGGUUUUGUGGUAAAUAAUACAGUCAUGUAGGUAACUUUGGACAAAUGGAAGUUCUUCGUAGAAAUCCACUUGAUUAUAUUUCUGGGUUUGUUCACAUUUCUACCAUUUUCUUUAUCAUAGUAAAAUGUUCAUUACAAUUGGUAACAGAUCAGUCAAGACCAGAUACAGGAUUAGAUUUAUGGCAUACUUGUAAUCAGAUCCACUCAUCCAGUUGUGAUAACAUGUUGUAUAUUGUAGGUAUUUGUUAGCAUAAAUUCAUUCCCCACCACACCCCCAUACAGUAAAUGCUUUUAACAUUUUGUAAACGUUUGCCUUUUUCUAUUGUUUAAUAUAUUUUGUUAUCAUUGUUUUUUUCUAUUUG
Messenger RNA from Polyodon spathula (Mississippi paddlefish), 4976 nucleotides. RefSeq names its product structural maintenance of chromosomes 6 (gene smc6). The record is from RefSeq and is a predicted model, not a curated record. Gene Ontology annotation, molecular function: single-stranded DNA binding; ATP hydrolysis activity; damaged DNA binding. The coding region runs from base 560 to 3844 and encodes 1094 amino acids. The transcript is spliced from 27 exons. Gene Ontology annotation, biological process: double-strand break repair via homologous recombination. NCBI's taxonomy places the organism in Eukaryota, Metazoa, Chordata, Actinopteri, Acipenseriformes, Polyodontidae. Gene Ontology annotation, cellular component: nucleus; site of double-strand break; Smc5-Smc6 complex.